ACUGUCAUUGCCUACGUGUCAGGCAACGUCUACGGUCGAUACCUAACGUGGAACUUUGUCAGGAGCAACUGGAGCCUGUUCUUGGAGCGGUAUGGUGGAGGUUCUUUUAGCUUCUCUCGGCUGAUAAAGUACGUGACUGGGAGUUUCACAACAGAACUGGAGCUGAAAGAGGUGGAGAGGUUCUUUAGUGAGCAGGGGGACCAAGGGAGUGGGGCUCGGGCUAUCAGACAGGCCCUGGAGGUGAUACAACGGAACAUUCUCUGGCUGGAGACCAACCAAAACCUCAUCCAAAACUGUCUAUCUGACACUCAGUCUUGUUUCUGUUCCUCUCUCCCAUGAUUACUAUGUAAUGUGAAUCUCGCCGGCUUGGGAGUCAGAAUACUCAUGUUGGAUAAGAGCUCAUUUCCGCUGCCUAUAGUGUGUAGUGCACUUGCCCAGCAAGCAAGAGGUGGUGGGUUAAAAUCCACUGGUAGCUAGAGCUGAUUUUUCUUUCUUUCUUCGUUUCUUGCGUGAUCGCUGAUAAAUGGA
Messenger RNA from Geodia barretti, 528 nucleotides. The record is from the annotation of a GenBank genome assembly. Lineage: Eukaryota; Metazoa; Porifera; Demospongiae; Tetractinellida; Geodiidae.